This is a messenger RNA of Triticum aestivum (bread wheat), 3205 nucleotides long. RefSeq lists its product as uncharacterized. The transcript is spliced from 6 exons. Gene Ontology annotation, molecular function: zinc ion binding; transposase activity; DNA binding. Lineage: Eukaryota; Viridiplantae; Streptophyta; Magnoliopsida; Poales; Poaceae. The record is from RefSeq and is a predicted model, not a curated record. The coding region runs from base 1 to 2961 and encodes 986 amino acids. Gene Ontology annotation, biological process: DNA transposition.
AUGGAUGACCCGCGUCGUCGGGUGCGAGGCGAUCCAGCGCCGCCGUAUGGAGAUUUUGAUGGUCUGUUCAGUGUUGAGAUGCACCAUAGUGGUUUCUUUUGUGGCAGUGACAUAAACAGAACAUGCAUGGACUAUGAGGUUGAUUGGUUUGACAAUUGUCAGACUGACACUUGGUCCUUACUCUGGAUUGAUGACUUUCUUCUGCAGCUGGGCUAUGAUAGACAAGCUUCAAAGAUUGAUGUUUACUGGUGUGAACCAAGAAAGACAGUUAGUGAUGGCCUGAAACUCUUGACCUGUGAUGCUGACAUUGUUCUUAUGAUUUGUGCAACAUUAGAGCACAAGAACCUGCUGCUGAUAGUAGACCAUGGUGAUACCCUGCAGUCACUAAACAAAGAUAAUGUUCUGACAAAUGGAGUGAAGGAUCCACCUAAGGUUAUUACUCCAAAGAGGCAUGGAAAAGAAAAUGUCAGUUAUCCAGAGAAAGAGCAGAGUCCUAGAGAGAAAAUGUCAAGGACAACAAGGAGAUCUAUGUCAUUUGGAGAAGGAUGUAGCUCAAGGAAUGCUAUGGAGGAGGAGAAUAUUGAGGAUGUUAACAAUAGUGAAGAAGAGGGAAAUGAUGAGGAUGCAGGGUCAGAAACAGAUGAGGAGUUCUAUGAGAGUGACUAUGAAGUUGCAGAAGGUGAUGAUGAUUUGUUUGACGCAAAUGUAGACAAAGAUGUUGAUGAUCACAGAGAGAAGAAAAUACUGCCAGACUUUGAAGAAGAACUUCCAGAAGAUGCUUUGGAGGACAGCCACUUAAAUAUGUCGAAAGAAGAGAAAGAGAAGCUGAAGCACAAAUUCAGUACUUUCAACCCAACAACUGAUCUGAAUGCACAUGUGUUUAAGAUUGGGUUGGUGUUUGCAGAUAUGAAGGAAUUGAGGCAUGCUCUCACUGCAUACAGUGUAAGGAAUAGGGUGAAAGUGAACAAGCUCCGAAAUACUUCGGUAUCACUAGAGGCUGUAUGCAAGCCUGGUUGCACUUGGUACUUGAAGGCAGGUAAAGAUAACAGGUCAAGUAGCAUACAGAUCAAGAAGUAUGUUGACAAUCACACUUGCACAAAAGCAUGGGACCUGAGAGUUCUGACUGCUCCUUUUCUUACUAACAAGUUCAGAGAAGAAUUCAGAGACAAUGAAAAAAUGCCUCUGAAGAAAUUUUCAGAUAAGGUGGAGACAGAAUAUAAUUUGGUUCCACACAGGAGUAAGUUGGGAAGAGCUAGGAGAGCAGCAGUGAAUCAAAUAAGGGGAGUAGAUGAUGACCAAUAUAAUACUUUGUGGGACUAUGGUCAGGAGCUUAGAAGGAGCAAUCCAGGAAGCCAGUUCUUCUUGUGCACUAAGGAAGUAUUUGAUGAGAAGACAAAGAAGGUACAAGACCACUUUUCCACAUUGUACUGGUCAUAUGAUGCAUGCAAGAGGGGAUUCCUUAAGGGAUGUAGACCAAUCACUUUCCUGGAUGGUUGUCACAUUAAAACGAGAUACAAGGGAAGAUUACUAACAGCCGUUGGAAUCGAUCCCAAUGAUUGUAUCUUUCCAGUAGCAUUUGGGUUAUGUGAAGUGGAGUCAACCCAUAGCUGGGAGUGGUUCUUAGCAUCCUUAAAGGAUGACCUGAACAUAAUGAACACCUCACCAUACACCAUUAUGAGUGACAAGCAGAAGGGAUUAAUAAAUGCAGUGAAAAAGGUUUUCCCUCAUUCAGAACAUAGAAACUGUGUUAGGCACAUUUAUCAAAAUUUCCAUAAAGUACACAAGGGAGAGCAGCUCAAGAAUGAUCUAUGGUCUAUAGCAAGGUCCACUAAUGAAGCUGCAUACACCAGGAACAUGGAUCUAAUGAAAGAACACAGCUUGGGUGCCUACACCUGGGUUGAGAAAUUGGAGCCAAGAACAUGGAUCAAAGCAUUCUUUGACCCGUUUUGCAAGUAUGACAUAUUACUAAACAAUAUGUCAGAAGUGUUCAAUAGUUACAUUUUGGAUGCGAGGGAAAUGCCAAUUAAGUCAAUGUUGGACCAGAUAAUGUGGAAGCUAACAAACAGGAUUGUUGGUAAGCAGAGAGAGGCAGAGAAAUGGACAGGCAGAUUAUGUCCCAAGAUACAGAAGAAAUUGGACAAGUAUGUGGAGUGGGCAAAGAACUGCAGGGUGCAAGAGUAUGGGCAAGGUGUUUUCAAGGUUUUCUCUUUGAACAACACAUACAUUGUUGACCUGAACAUGCUUUCUUGUGAAUGCAAAAGGUGGGUACUAUCUGGCAUACCUUGCCAUCAUGCAAUUGCAUGUUUUAGGCAUGAGAGAAUUGAGCCAGAGAGCAUGGUCCAUUCAUGCUACACUAUUGAGGAAUAUAAGAAGUGUUAUGGAUUUAAUAUGAUGCCAAUGAGGGACCCACAGCAAUGGGAAAAAAUGCAUGGCAUUGCUGUUCACCCACCCCUGUACACAAAAGUAAUGGGCAGGCCUAAGAAGAACAGGAAAAAAGAUCCAGAAGAGAAGAAAGACAAGACUGGGGUGAAAAAAUUGAGCAAACAUGGUGUGACCAUGCAUUGUUCUAUUUGUGGAGCUGCUGACCAUAAUAAGAAGGGCCACCACAAUCAUGUUAAUCAAACAACAACUGAGGAAACAACAAUUGAAGAAGAAUAUGACGACCCAAGCAUAAUUGCUAACAUCAUGCCACACAGAGUCUACCCUCAGCUCGAUCCAACACAAACCCCUGACUCAAUGGUUUACAAGAUGCAAGAAAUGGAGAAGUUUACAUAUCCAGCACCUAGGGAAUUUGCCCCCCUACCCGAGUCUAGCUUCAUUGCCAAUGCCAGAGACUCAAUUCCUAUGGUUAGAGUUACAACAGCCAUGUCAAGAGGCAGGGUGAGAAAGACUGCUAAUGAGAAAGUUGCAAGGCCAAGAAAAAAGCAGGCAAGGGAAGGCAAGGGAAGGCCAAGAAAAUAGUUGCUGAGAUUUUUGUCAAAAAUGAUUUAUAAAAUAGCAGAAAUUUGGUCAAAAUAAUCAAUUGACUGAACGGGCUAAGGGGUUUUCUGCAAAGAAGAUGCGCGCGCGCCGCGCCGGACGGAAUCAGAGGCUGCCAGCGGGCCAGGUAUGCCACGCCAGCACGUCGUAUGAAGGCAGACGGGAUUUGUGACCGUAUGUGCACGUAAACGCAAGUUAUGCGACCACAACGAUGUAUUUUGCAAGU